AUGCACUUGACUCUAUUGAACAAUAGUACAAAACGGGUAGAAGACAUCUGUUCAGAAUCGUAUAUUACCGAAGUAAUCGUCAACAAAAAGAAUGCAGAACAACGGUCGGUUUUGGAAGAUGCAAAUGUGUUGGCUGUGCGAAAAACAUUGGCAACGGGUGAUAAAAUUUUGAUCAAUGGAGAAGCCGAUUCAUUCUUGGAAAAGAUGGGUGUGUUUAAUGGAAAAACAUCGACGGCCGAAGGCGGAGGGUUGUUCUGCAAGGCAUUUGAUGGUAUGACAGACUCUACACGACAGACCGGAUCAACAAAUCAUACAGUCACAAAUGCGAAAUUGUCCAUGCUGGCAUGUACUACCGGAUGUCGAUUUUCUGAAAAUUUACAAAAGUUUUUGCGCAAAACCGGAUUCGAAGGCAUGUUUAAUCGAAUAUUGUAUUAUGUUUUGAAGAAAAGAAAUGCCGUUCGACCACAAGAUAAACGACCGGAUAUGAAAAUGCAUCAUCAACCGUCAUUGACUCAUAUCUUUCUGGGUGUGCAUCAUUUUGGAGAUUGUACAACGAAACGAAAAUCUGAUGUUUUGGCAACAUCUACCAGUUCGAACAAACCGUCGUCAAGUUCGCUGCUAAAGCCACUGACAACCAACGGGCCGUUCACAUUGUCAACAAUUACGAACAACGAAGAAGACGAGGAUGAUGCCGACCCAGAGAGUGCCUAUUAUUACGUGUUCAACAAAUGUGCCGAUCAGGUUGAUGGCGCAAAGUGUAAAAGCACAGAACGCCACAUUCAAGAUAUUUAUGCCAAAGCAUCCGAUUUGUAUCCACGAUUGUGCGUAAUUAUGCAAAUAUUUCGAAAUGGUUGUAAAGUUCUGGAAUCAAUGGGGGACCGAGUGUUCUUCGACGAUGGUCACCAUUCAAGCUGUGAAAUUAGCCGAGAAUUUUCAGAUGCAUUUAAAAACAAAAUCAAUCAAAUGUUCUUGUGGCCAGCUUCAACUAAUGCAAAAGGUGUGCCAGUUUUGUUCGUGGAAAAAGAGACAUGUGUCAUCACGUUCGCCUAUUAUGAAUUCCUUGUCUCGCAUUCGUGUCAAUUAUUUAGUCUCGAUGGUGCUCAAGGUCAGCGGCUGAAAAAACAGAUGAAACUGUCGUCGAGACAAUUGUCACCUGAAGCUAAAGUGCUACUGAUGCCGUACAAUAUCUUCGGCCGUUCCAGUCUUUCGCAUGGCACAGCCGGCAAUGGUGUUUUGUAUCCCAUGCAAAAGAUCUGUAUUGCAGCAGUUAUGGGCAAAUUGAAAACAGCAGGAUUGGUCAUCGAUGGUCAUUUUGUGUACACUUUAGACAAGAAACGUAAACUGAUGUCGUAUAUCAAAAUGAAAGCACCAACAAUGGAUCCAGAACGAGAGGAAUUUGCGAAGAAACUCGAAAGUCACGGUGUCUCGUUGACGGAAUACGAAGAUUUAUAUCAUCAAUCGUCUAUUCCAGGUGCAAAUACGCUUUCGCCGGUCGCAGUAACAUAUAUGACCACACAUCGCGAGUAUGUAAGCGAGUAUCAUAAGUACGAAAAUCACGAACAAAUGUCGUUAGCUUUGGGGGAGAUGAUCAAUAGCGGUGAUAUCGCAAAACAGCUAGUCCUGGAUCCUGUGACAAAUGAAUUAGUCAAUAUUUUCGUUAUAAUCAAUGAAAGUGAUCGACUCAACGGGGGAUCAGCAUCAUCAAGCUCUAAAAGCUCACCAACCACGACGAAUCAACAGACCACUGCAAAUGGAGACACAGAUGCUCAAUUGCUAAAGUUUUUUCUUUCUAAUGGACAAGAUCGUGCCCCUAUUGCCAAGCAAACAAGCGGUGAGGAAGGGAAACAUACAAAACGCCUUCCAUUGGCUCCAAUUGAUCCUAAUUCUGUUACAAAUGUGUCAGGCGAUUGUUUACGGCAAGAAAAAAUGGUUGAUGUCAGUGUUAGUGAACCUGAAGAUAAUGACGUCCGAAUUGAAGAACCACAUCCACUUGCCAACAUGAAGGAAACAACAAAACCAGUGUUGAUGUCCUCGAAUAAUUUGGUAACUGGCCAAGACAAUAUGUAUAUUGAUGAUGAGAAUAUUCUUGAGCGUCAAAGAGAAGUGGGUGAAAUACCAUUGAUGCAAAUAUCAGCGGAAGAAGCGCACGCGCUAACUUGUCAUCAAGCCAAUGGAAAUGGUAGCGAUGCUCGAGUGAGUCAAAUGAGUAUUGAUACUAACAGUAAUGCUAAAACAUUAAAUCCACAACAAACUGCUAUAUCCAGUAAACUACAACAUGAUUUGGAAAUUCGGCCAAUCACUGUUCAGGUAGUAUCUGGUUUGUCAAGAGCAUCUACAAUAGUAUCAAAAAAUACUGAUACAAGUGAUCAAAUGGAGUCAAGUAGUGGUGAUAAUAGAAUGAAUAAUAUUCUCCCAGGGCAAGUGGAAGCAUUAGAGCCAGUAAAACUUUAG
Messenger RNA from Didymodactylos carnosus, 2451 nucleotides. The record is from the annotation of a GenBank genome assembly. Lineage: Eukaryota; Metazoa; Rotifera; Eurotatoria; Philodinida; Philodinidae.